GACUGCAGCGUUCUGGCCUUCGUGCUGGACCACCUCCUGCCGCACACGCCCAACGUGGAGGACAAGGACACCCCGGCGCUGGCGCGGCUCUUCCUGGCCAGCCUGGCAGCCGCCGGCACCGGCACCGACGCGCAGGUGGCGCUGGUCAACGAGGUGAAGGCGGCGUUGGGCCGGGCCCUCGCCAUGGCCGAGAGCACCGAGAAGCACGCCCGGCUCCAGGCCGUCAUGUGCAUCAUCAGCACCAUCAUGGAGUCCUGCCCCACCACCUCCAGCUUCUACAGCAGCGCCACCAAGACGCAGCACAACGGCAUGAACAACAUCAUCCGCCUCUUCCUCAAGAAGGGCUUGGUCAACGACCUGGCCAGGGUGCCCCACAGCCUCGACCUCUCCAGCCCCAACAUGGCGAACACGGUGAACGCGGCGCUGAAGCCCUUGGAGACGCUCUCGCGCAUCGUGAACCAGCCCAGCGGGAGCCUCUUCGGCACCAAGGGCUCGUCCAGCAAGAGCAAGGCCGAGGGCGGCGGCGGUGCCCGGGACAGCGGCGCUGCCCCCCCCGAUGGAGGGGACCCCGGGGACCCCGAGCCCCCCGAGGAGGACGCGGAGGUGACGCAGGCAGAGGCAGCCGAUGGGGACAUGGAUGGGGAGGCCGAAGGUGACCCCGGGGGGCAGCCCGAGGGCCUCAGCACCCAGGAGAUGCAGGUGGAAAAUGAACUGGAAGAUCUCAUUGAUGAGCUACUGGAGCGGGAUGGAGCCGCUGGGAACAGCACCAUCAUCGUGAGCCGCUCCGGUGAGGAUGAAUCCCAAGAGGAUGUGCUCAUGGAUGAGGCUCCCUCCAACCUCAGCCAAGCCUCCACGCUCCAGGCCAAUAGGGAAGAUUCCAUGAACAUCCUGGAUCCCGAGGAUGAGGAGGAGCACACGCAGGAGGAGGACAGCAGCGGCAGCAAUGAGGAUGAGGAUGACAGCCAGGAUGAGGAGGAGGAGGAAGAGGAGGAAGAUGAGGACGAUCAGGACGACGAGGAAGGGGAGGAAGGGGAGGAGGAGGAGGACGACGACGACGGCUCCGAGAUGGAGCUGGACGAGGACUAUCCCGACAUGAACGCCUCGCCCCUGGUGCGCUUCGAGCGCUUCGAUCGCGACGAUGACCUCAUCAUCGAGUUCGAUAACAUGUUCUCCAGCCCCACCGACAUCCCGCCGUCGCCGGGGAACAUCCCCGCCAGCCACCCGCUCCUGGUUCGCCACGCCGAGCACGGGGCCCUGGCGCUGGGCACCGGCGCCGCCACCACGCGCCUGGCGCAGGGCCUGGGCCGCAGCCAGCGCACGCUGCGGCAGCUCACGGCCAACGCCGGCCACACCAUCCACGUGCACUACCCCGGCGCCCGCCAGCCCAACCCGCCCCUCAUCCUGCAGCGGCUGCUGGGCCCCUCGGCCGCGGCCGACAUCCUGCAGCUGAGCAGCAGCCUCCCGCUGCAGAGCCGGGGCCGGGCCCGGCUCCUGGUGGGCAAUGAGGACGUGCACAUCAUCGCCCGCUCCGACGACGAGCUCCUCGAUGACUUCUUCCAUGAGCAGGGCAGCACCGGCAGCCAGGCAGGGACCCUCUCCAGCAUCCCCACGGCCCUGACGCGCUGGACCGAGGAGUGCAAGGUGCUGGAUGCUGAGAGCAUGCACGACUGUGUCUCGGUGGUGAAGGUCCCCAUCCUGGCCCGCCUCGAAGCGCUGCGGGACGAGGAGCUGGACGAGCGGCGCGAGAAGCGCCGGCGCCAAGCGGCCGAGGAGGAAGCCAAAGGCACCGAGCGGGGGGGCCCUGAGGACAAGGAAGGGGCUGACACCCAGGACGUGGCCUCCAAAGCCGCCACCGCCGCCGCCGACGUCACCCCCCCAGAACACAGCGGGACAACGGGAGAGACCCCCCCUCCCGGUCCCCACCGGACAUUGGUGAUGUUGGAACCGACGCCGACCCCCCCAGAUCCUCCUUCGGGAGGAGCCCCCCAAAUUCCCACUCGCCCCCCCCAACCCCCUGACCAUGAAGAGGGGGGACCCGGGCGACCCCCCCAGGAUGCUGAAGCCACUCAAAUGGAGCUGUCACCCGCUCCCACCAUCACAUCACUGUCCCCAGAGCGAGCGGAGGACUCGGAUGCUCUGACGGCCGUGAGCAGCCAACUGGAAGGAUCCCCCAUGGACACCUCGAGUUUGGCUUCUUGUACCUUGGAAGAGUCAGGGGGGGCCCCCCCUCCUCCAGCAGCCCCCCAAAAUCCCCCCGGCACCCCCCAAGGACCACCCCCGGCUCCCCCUGACACUGCUCAGCCCCCUGAUGACAGCUCGCCCCCGGCCUCGUCCUCGGAGAGUUCCUCCACCCGGGAUUCAGCCGUGGCCAUUUCGGGAGCCGAUUCCCGAGGGAUCCUGGAGGAGCCGCUGCCGUCCACCAGCAGCGAGGAGGAGGACCCCCUGGCCGGGAUCAGCCUGCCGGAAGGGGUGGAUCCAUCGUUCCUGGCGGCGCUGCCGGAUGACAUCCGCCGGGAAGUGCUGCAGAACCAGCUGGGGAUCCGGCCCCCCGCCCGGGCCCCGCCCACCCCAAGCCCCGCCCCCCCGGUCGUGGCCAAUCCCGGCCUGACCGAGGUCAGCCCCGAGUUCCUGGCAGCUCUACCCCCGGCCAUACAGGAGGAGGUGCUGGCCCAGCAGCGCGCGGAGCAGCAGCGCCGGGAGCUGGCGCAGGCCACGAGCUCGGACGCGCCCAUGGACCCGGUGACGUUCAUCCAGACGCUGCCGUCGGAGCUGCGGCGCUCGGUGCUCGAGGACAUGGAGGACAGCGUCCUGGCCGUCAUGCCCCCGGACAUCGCCGCCGAGGCGCAGGCGCUGCGCCGCGAGCAGGAGGCCCGCCAGCGCCAGCUCAUGCACGAGAGGCUCUUCGGCCACUCCAGCACCUCCGCGCUCUCCGCCAUCCUGCGCAGCCCCGCGUUCACGAGCCGCCUGAGCGGGAGCCGGGGGGUGCAGUACACGCGCCUGGCGGUGCAGCGCGGGGGCACCUUCCACAUGGGCGGCACCGCCGGGCACAGCAGACCCUCAACCGGCAACGUGGACAACCUGCUGCGCCUGCGCGGGCGCCUGCUCCUGGACCACGAAGCCCUCUCGUGCCUCCUGGUGCUGCUCUUCGUGGACGAGCCCAAGCUGAACACGAGCCGCCUGCACCGCGUCCUGCGCAACCUCUGCUACCACGCGGCCACGCGGGGCUGGGUGGUGCGGAGCCUCCUCUCCAUCCUGCAGCGCAGCAGCGAGAGCGAGCUCUGCCUCGAGGCCCCCCGCGCCCCACCGGCACCGGAGGAGCGCCCGCGCCGCGCACGAGCCCCCCCUCCCAGCAGCACCGCCGCCACCACCACCACCACCGGUACCACCACCACCACCACCGGUACCACCGAACCCCGCGCUCUCGACCUCCUGCACCGCGUGGAAGCUCGCAGCUCCGGGCAGCUCUCGUGGCUCUCCGUCUCCAUGGAUGCGGCGUUGGGAUGCAGGACCAACAUCUUCCAGAUCCAAAGGGUGCCCGGCAGGAAGCACACGGAGAAACACGGUGGAGGCAGCGGCGGCGCCGCCGCCGGCUCCGCCGUCCACAUCCACCCGCAGGCAGCGCCCGUCGUGUGCCGGCACGUCCUGGACACCCUCAUCCAGCUGGCCAAGGUCUUUCCCAGCCACUUCACCCAGCAGCGGGGCCGGGAUCCCAGCACGGAGCCGGAGCGGGAACGCGGCCCCCCCAAAUCCGGGGGCAGCCCCUGCCCCCCCCCUCCUCCUCCUCCUCCUCCUCCUCCUCCUCCUCCUCCCCCACUUCCCCCCCUCCCUUCCCAAGCCCCUCCCGCCCCCCCACCCCCUCCCCCUUCUGCCGGGGCCCCUCCCCCAGCCCUGCCCCCUCCCCCCCCCCCCCCUUCCGGCAGCCUUUCCACCGAUUUCUGGGACCUCUUGGUGAAGUUGGAUAACAUGAACGUGAGCCGGAAAGGGAAGAGCUCGGCCAAAACGGGCGCCGGGGGUGGGGGGCCGGAGCCCGAGGCCACGGGGAUGGGCUUGGAAGCGUCGCCCUUGGGCCAGCUCAUGAACAUGCUGUCCCACGGCGUCAUCCGCCGCAGCGCCCUCCUCACCGAGAAGCUGCUCCGGCUCCUGUCCCUCAUCUCCAUCGCUCUUCCCGAAGGUGGGAAAGGGGCUGAGGGGGGGGCAGGAGCCCCCCAAAACGCCCCCGCCGCAACGGGAGCCGGGGCGGCUCCGGGGAGUCCGGCGGCACAGAGCGGGAACGCCGGGAACGCGGCGGCGGGAGGGGGAGCUGCGGCUGGGGCCUCCUCCAAGAGCUCCAAGUCACCAGCGAAGGGCCCCGAGAGCAGCCCUGACCCCCGGAUGGCGGCCACGGGGCUGACCGAGAGCCAGCUCCAGCUCUCGGUGGAGGUGCUGACGUCCCACUCGUGCUCCGAGGAGGGGCUGGAGGACGCGGCCAACGUCCUGCUCCAGCUCUCGCGCGGCGACGCCGGCACCAGGGACACGGUUCUGCGCCUGCUGCUCACCGGCGCCCGGCACCUCGGGGCCACCCUGUGCCGCCAGAUCGGGACGCUGCUGGCCGAGCUGAGGGAAUACAACCUGGAGCAGCAGCGGCGGGCGCAGAGCGAGGCCCCGUCCCCCGAGGGGCUCCCCGAGGAGCAGCCACCCAGCGCCAAGCUCAAGGGCAAGAUGCAGAGCCGGUUCGACACAGCCGAGAGCGUGGUGAUCGUGGCGUCGCAGAAGCGGGCGCUGGGCGGGCGGGAGCUGCAGCUGCCCUCCAUGUCCGUGCUCACCUCCAAGACGUCCACGCAGCGCUUCUUCCUCCGCGUGCUGCAGGUCAUCAUCCAGCUGCGCGACGACACGCGCCGGGCGCACAAGAAGGCCAAGCAGGCCGGGCGCCUGGGCGCCGGGGGCCUCGGGGCGGCUGGCAGCAUCCAAGCAGCCGUCCGGCAGCUGGAGGCCGAGGCCGACGCCAUCAUACAAAUGUCGGAGGCUGGGCCUGCGGACGCCGCUCCCCGUCGGGAUGAAUCCCCCAUGGAUGUGGAUCAGCCGUCGCCAGCCCCCCAGGACAACCCCUCCGUGGGCUCGGAGGGGCCGGAGCGGGACGAGCGGCCCCCGGAGCUGCCCCUGCUGAGCGAGCAGCUCUGCCUGGACGAGCUCUGGGAUAUGCUGGGGGAGUGCCUCAAGGAGCUCGAGGAGUCCCACGACCAGCACGCCGUGCUCGUGCUGCAGCCCGCCGUCGAAGCCUUCUUCCUGGUGCACGCCACGGAGCGGGAGAGCAAGCCCCCGGUGCGGGAUACCCGGGAGAGCCAAUUGGCCCACAUCAAGGACGAGCCCCCCCCGCUGUCCCCCGCCCCCCUGACCCCCGCCACCCCCUCCUCCCUGGACCCCUUCUUCUCCCGCGAGCCCUCCUCCAUGCACAUCUCGGCCAGUUUGCCCCCCGACACCCAAAAGUUCCUGCGCUUCGCUGAGACCCACCGGACGGUGCUGAACCAGAUCCUGCGUCAAUCCACGACCCACUUGGCCGAUGGCCCCUUCGCCGUCCUGGUCGACUACAUCCGAGUGCUGGACUUCGAUGUCAAGCGCAAGUACUUCCGUCAGGAGCUGGAGCGGUUGGAUGAGGGCCUGCGCAAGGAGGACAUGGCCGUGCACGUGCGGCGCGACCACGUCUUCGAGGACUCCUAUAGGGAGCUGCAUCGGAAGUCCCCCGAGGAGAUGAAGAACAGGCUGUACAUCGUGUUUGAGGGCGAGGAGGGGCAGGACGCGGGGGGCCUGCUGCGGGAGUGGUACAUGAUCAUCUCGCGGGAGAUGUUCAACCCCAUGUACGCGCUGUUCCGCACGUCGCCGGGGGACAGGGUCACCUACACCAUCAACCCCUCGUCCCACUGCAACCCCAACCACCUGAGCUACUUCAAGUUCGUGGGGCGCAUCGUGGCCAAGGCCGUGUACGACAACCGCCUGCUCGAGUGUUACUUCACCCGCUCCUUCUACAAGCACAUCCUGGGCAAGUCCGUCAGGUACACGGACAUGGAGAGCGAGGAUUACCACUUCUACCAGGGCCUGGUCUAUCUGCUGGAGAACGACGUCUCCACCCUGGGCUACGACCUCACCUUCAGCACCGAGGUGCAGGAGUUUGGGGUGUGCGAGGUCCGGGACCUGAAGCCCAACGGAGCCAACGUCCUGGUGACGGAGGAGAACAAGAAGGAGUACGUGCACCUCGUGUGCCAGAUGCGCAUGACCGGAGCCAUCCGGAAGCAGCUGGCCGCCUUCCUGGAGGGUUUCUAUGAGAUCAUCCCCAAGCGCCUCAUCUCCAUCUUCACGGAGCAGGAGCUGGAGCUGCUCAUCUCGGGGCUGCCCACCAUCGACAUCGACGACCUCAAGGCCAACACCGAGUACCACAAGUACCAGGGCAACUCCAUCCAGAUCCAGUGGUUCUGGCGGGCGCUGCGCUCCUUCGACCAGGCCGACCGCGCCAAGUUCCUGCAGUUCGUGACGGGCACGUCCAAGGUGCCCCUGCAGGGCUUCGCCGCCCUCGAGGGCAUGAACGGCAUCCAGAAGUUCCAGAUCCACCGCGACGACCGCUCCACCGACCGCCUGCCCUCGGCGCACACCUGGUACCGCCGGCGCGCGCAGGGACGCGGGGCGGACGCGGGGUGGACGUGGGAUGAACAUGGAUACGGGGUGGAUGUAGAUACGGGGUGGACGUGGGAUGGACGUGGAUACGGGAUGGACGGGGGUAUGGGAUGGAUGUGGACACGGGAUGGACGUGGAUAUGGGAUGGAUGUGGGAUGGACGUGGGUACGGGAUGGACAUGGAUAUGGGAUGGACGUGGACACGGGAUGGACAUGGAUAUGGGAUGGACGUGGGUACGAGAUGGACGUGGAUAUGGGAUGGACGUGG
Molecule: messenger RNA, 6909 nt
Organism: Pezoporus occidentalis (night parrot)
Lineage: Eukaryota; Metazoa; Chordata; Aves; Psittaciformes; Psittacidae
Product: E3 ubiquitin-protein ligase HUWE1-like
Exons: 36
Biological process (GO): base-excision repair; Golgi organization; protein polyubiquitination
Cellular component (GO): Golgi membrane; cytoplasm; nucleus
Molecular function (GO): ubiquitin protein ligase activity
Source: RefSeq, a predicted model, not a curated record